AUUAACUUUUGAUAAAAAGCGAAAAGUUCUGAGAAGUUUUAGGGGUCGCGGUAGAAAUAGGGUCAGGGUGAAGGACAGGUAGAUAAAGAGUUGCUGGUUCCUGCCACAUCUCAAUUCAGUCGAAGGAAGUUACUGGUGGAUCCCCAACUGAUCGCAGCGAAGGAGAUACGAGAGAGAGAGCCCGGUACCGGCUCUGAAACUUCACGGAGGAAACCUCAGCACGGGAGCACGUUGCUUUCGGGCUGAGCAACACAGCAUAAGGCAAGGCAAAAAUCUGGCAAGAAGACAUUGAGGAAUUAUCCCCAUUCCAGAGACAUUGGACACCGGUGGAUAGUUAGAGUGGAAUUACUGGUUAAAACGUAUCUUAGACAACUGAGGGAAAAAUUGGAUAUCAUCAAUUGGGCAGGUGUUUUGGAAGGGUUUCCUGACUCCAGAGCAAACACUCAAGUUCAGGAGGUUCCCAUCUACUUCAGGGACCAGGUUUCAUCACUCGAUUCCACCGUUUCCAAUGAGAAACCCCCUCAUUCAGUAAGGCCAGAAGGUUUACUGUUUAGACACUAUGGGGAUGUUGAGGAACAUCUGGAGAGCCCGGAAGCUGUUGCUGGUCGUCUUGAUCCCUCUUCUGACAUUACCCCUGCCUGUCCUCUACCCUGACAGUCCGGAAGCUCAAUGUGCAUACGUUCUUAUAGUCACUGCCGUGUACUGGGUGUCUGAGGCAGUUCCACUUGGUGCAGCAGCAAUGGUUCCUGCUUUCCUCUUUCCAUUGUUUGGGGUGUUAAAGGCCAGUGAAGUCGCUUCAGAGUACUUUAAGGACACCACAUUACUCUUGAUUGGUGUCAUCUGCCUGGCUGCUUCCAUUGAGAAGUGGAACUUGCACAAGAGGAUUGCUCUUCGCAUGGUGAUGUUAGCAGGAGCCAAACCUGGAAUGCUUGUUCUUGGCUUCAUGUGCUGUACCGUGUUCUUGUCCAUGUGGCUCAGUAACACCUCCACCACUGCCAUGGUGAUGCCAAUCGCAGAAGCUGUCCUGCAACAGCUCAUCAACACCAGCCUGGAAUCCGAUGUCGAGUUAGCUGUAAUCACGGACACUGACAGUGUGGAAGAUACAUACUCUGGCUCAGGCUCCCAAAAAUACGAAGAGGAGAAUGAGAAGAAGCAACUGGAGCUCAUCUACCUUAAAGAAAAUGGAAUGAAGAAAAACCAAUCUGACAAGGAGAUGCUGACUAAGUCAGAGAGGCAGGGCCAAAGUCAGCCCAGAAAGGAAUACAGCAGUAAAUACAAGACCAAGCGUGAUCACAUGAUCUGCAAGUGCCUGUCUCUAAGCAUCACCUAUGCUGCUACCAUUGGAGGCCUCAUGACAAUUACCGGAACCUCAACUAACCUCAUCUUCGCUGAACAGUUCAAUACUCGCUACCCAGAAUCAAGAUCUAUCAACUUUGGCACAUGGUUCGUUUUCAGUUUUCCCAUUGCCAUCAUCAUGCUGGUGUUGACCUGGAUCUGGAUGCACUGGCUCUUCCUGGGAUGCAACUUUAAGGAAACUUGUUCUCUUAGCAAAAAGAGGAAGACAAAACGUGAGGAGAUGUCUGAAAGGAGAAUUCAAGAGGAAUAUGAGAAAUUAGGGCCAUUCAGCUACCCUGAGAUGGUGACGGGGAUUUUCUUUGUAUUGAUGACAUUAUUGUGGUUCACUCGGGAACCAGGAUUUGUUCCAGGAUGGACGUCACUCUUUGAGAGAAAAGGCUAUAGGACAGAUGCCACUGUCUCCAUUUUCCUGGGCUUUCUUCUCUUCUUGAUUCCUGCUAAGAAACCAUCUUUCUCCUGUUUUGGUGAGGAGGACAAUGAUGAGGAAAGUGCAAAGGACUUAAAGAAUCUGAAUAAAUCAAAGGAACCCAAUCCCCUGGCACCACUGAUAAACUGGAAAGACUUUCAGAAGCACAUGCCCUGGGAGAUUGUCAUCCUGGUUGGAGGAGGAUACGCCUUAGCUGCGGGCUGCAAGGUAUCUGGCCUAUCAGAUUGGAUUGGACGUCAAAUGGAACCAAUGAGUAAUCUCCCACCAUGGGCUGUUGCAUUAAUUGCAUGCCUUUUGGUGUCUGUUGUCACUGAAUUUGCGAGUAAUCCAGCUACCAUCACAGUUUUCCUGCCUAUUCUCUCCACUUUGUCUGAGACACUGCAGAUAAAUCCGCUGUACACAUUGAUACCAGCAACAAUGUGUGUGUCAUUUGCUGUGAUGCUGCCUGUUGGUAAUCCACCAAAUGCCAUUGUCUUCAGCUAUGGGCACUGCCAAAUUCAGGACAUGGUGAAGGCUGGCUUCGGAGUGAACGUGAUUGGGGUGGUCGCUGUGAUGCUGGCCAUCACCACCUGGGGAUCUCCUCUCUUCCAGCUGGAACAAUUCCCUAAAUGGAUCCCAGGUAGCAACACAACAGGAGGCUUUUAAUCAUGAGAGGUGGAGCAAGAGGUGCAAGGAGAGUGCAAAUCAGACGUGAAGCAGCCUGGGAAACAUUUGAUUAAUGACGGCCAACUAAAGAAGGGAUCAAAUCCAGCAAGAAUCAUUACCCAAAAAACACAUGAUUCAGGAGUGCAGGGUGGAACCCAUUCUGACUUGGCAGCUUUCAAAUCAGGAGCAUUCAUUUUAUCAUUUUGAGGACUUUUGCAGGUUUUUUUUAUUCUGUCUUUGGGAAAUAUUCUUUCGGGCAUGGAAUUUCAAAGUUUAUCUUUAAAAAAUUUUUUUUCCUAAUUCCUCCGAAGGCGGUGGUUCCUACAAAAACUCACUCACAUAGCCUUUAGCAUUUCCUGCCAAUGAGCAGAUUGAUCAUCAUGUAAGAAAAAAGACAAACGAGCAGGCAAUUUGGCCUUUCAAGCCAGACCAGAUCACACUCUUCCAACAGGGAUCACUUAAUGACAAUCAGGAGCAGGAACCUUGGUGAUUUUUCACUUUCAAACCUCAGCACACAAUGUUUCCACCACUACACCCUCAGAGCUGUCAAUCUGCAACUGCAAAGGCUGGGGAUUGCUGCGUCUGGUUCAGUGCCACACUUGGCUGCCACUGUCAGUGUGUUAUAUUUUAUUGGUGGAUCAAAUGGCUUUGAAUUUCAAUGGAUGAUAGUGCUUACUAUGCCCCGUUUAAGAGCAGAGGCAGUGAUCAGUGAGUACUGUGAAUCCAGAUCCCCGCAGUGAUUUGUAUCAGUGUGUGCAUGUGUCAGCCUAAUGUGCACGCAUGAAACUUUCCAUAGCAUUUCAGAGAAUGCUGGCAAGUACACUGGAUACUCUGUGUUACUGCCUCUAUGUCGAAAAUGGUUUUGCAGCACGUACACUGAACUGCAGUGUGAUCCAAAAUUGGCUUAAUCUGUUCCAAAGUUGGUCAUUGUUUCAGUACUUGGAUGGUGUCUGAGGGCAGAUUCUGUCAGAGCAUAGCUUCUCUCAAAAUCCUUCUGUGUAACAGCAAGGCCAUGCCAUUGUAGAUCCUUUGUAUAUGCAGAUCCAAGAUUGUAGUACUUUUAAAAACAAAAAUCAAUAUUUGUCUUUGUUUUUUUUUAUUCAGACUAAAGAAAAGAAUAAACUUGUAGCACAAUGUGCAGUUGGCAUUUCA
Pristis pectinata (smalltooth sawfish) is the source of this 3580-nucleotide messenger RNA. RefSeq names its product solute carrier family 13 member 4-like. Gene Ontology annotation, cellular component: membrane. The record is from RefSeq and is a predicted model, not a curated record. The coding region runs from base 560 to 2428 and encodes 622 amino acids. Gene Ontology annotation, biological process: monoatomic anion transmembrane transport. Gene Ontology annotation, molecular function: transmembrane transporter activity. Lineage: Eukaryota; Metazoa; Chordata; Chondrichthyes; Rhinopristiformes; Pristidae. The transcript has 15 exons.